Messenger RNA from Thrips palmi, 807 nucleotides. RefSeq lists its product as uncharacterized. Bases 110 to 706 code for a protein of 198 amino acids. Lineage: Eukaryota; Metazoa; Arthropoda; Insecta; Thysanoptera; Thripidae. The record is from RefSeq and is a predicted model, not a curated record. The transcript has 5 exons.
CGGAGCAUCGGGCAGACUAUGUAGUCGCUAUAGGCCUCAGGGAGCGGCAAGCCAAGAAGAAAUUUGCGAAUCGCGCGAGAUGUUUUAAGAUACAGGUGUGCGAUGCAUCAUGCCUCCGCUUCCUUCGAUCAUGAUCUGGACCAUUCUAGCACCACUGCUGACCUUUGACCACGUUCGAAGCAAACGGCUCAACACGUUCGCUGGUCCGUUUAUCGCUUACGCCCAUGCGUGGGACCUCUGUCCAUCCGACGGUUCCAUAGAAAUGACUUUGCGAUCGAGCCACUUCAACCCCCUCAAGCCAAGCGAGCGUCAGACUGUUUCGGGGAAUGUGUCUUUUAAAAUUGAUUACACAGAUCAAUUUUGGUCCCAUGCUGACCUGGCCCUGCGAUCCAACAACCAGUGGAAAGAGAAUGCCUUUCUUUUCCAAUUUCGUAAAAUGGGGUGCUCUGGGAUACGUGAUCAGAUCCCCGAUUUCUUCCGCGUUCUGGCGAAGCACUCCGGAGCAUCGAUGGACCGCAGAGAACCUUGCGUCCUUCCAGCGGGGCAUUACAUCCUGAAGAAUGAGCCAGUGAACUGGACGUUCCCCAACUUCCCAGUCAUGCCGUAUGGGCGUUACCGGUUGCGCAUUCGCUCGCGCACCGCUCGCGACAGCCCCGUCACGCGCUUCUGCAUUCUAGUCGACUGCGAGGUUAUCCCUAAACCGUGAGGGCCACUCCGUAAAAAUCUGACGGAGACUGUCCGUUUCUUUUCUACGGAGAUAGCAGGGGUUUUCUCCGCAAAAACCUGGAAGUUGAGUCAAAAAAUGUC